AUGGAUGAACUUUUGUUGUAUCAGGACAUUAUGGUGGCAGGAACAGAAACUACGACAACGUUGAUAGAGUGGGCAAUGGCAGAGAUCAUGCAAAAUGAUGACAUAAUGAAAAAGGUUCAACAAGAAUUAGAAGAAAUCGUAGGACUUGACAACAUUGUCGAAGAAUCUCAUCUCCCCAAACUACAAUACCUAGAUGCAGCUAUUAAGGAAACAUUUUGGUUGCACACAGUAGUCCCUCUCAUACUCCCAUGGUCGCCAAGCCAGGAUUGUAUUGUAGGAGGAUACACCAUUUCAAAGGGUUGUACAGUGUUUCUGAAUGUUUGGGCAAUCCAUCGGAAUCCUUAA
This is a messenger RNA of Lactuca virosa, 345 nucleotides long. NCBI's taxonomy places the organism in Eukaryota, Viridiplantae, Streptophyta, Magnoliopsida, Asterales, Asteraceae. The record is from the annotation of a GenBank genome assembly.